Oncorhynchus tshawytscha (Chinook salmon) is the source of this 4804-nucleotide messenger RNA. RefSeq names its product zinc finger protein 182-like. The record is from RefSeq and is a predicted model, not a curated record. NCBI's taxonomy places the organism in Eukaryota, Metazoa, Chordata, Actinopteri, Salmoniformes, Salmonidae. Gene Ontology annotation, cellular component: nucleus. The transcript has 3 exons. The coding region runs from base 2379 to 3989 and encodes 536 amino acids.
UUUACACAUUUUUACACAUUUAUAAAAAAACACGUACCUUAUUUACAUAGGUAUGUAUCCAUUUUCGUAUAAGGCUAUAACGUAACAAAAUGUGGAAAAAGUUAAGGGGUCUGAAUACUUUCCGAAUGCAGUGUACCUAGCCUAUAACACAGCUCACAAUCCCAACAACACCCAAACAAGAGGUCUAACGGUCAAGGAGGGAGCUCAAAGACUAAUGCGUUCGUAACCAAUUUUGAGGUGGUGUUUUGUCACGCACCGCACAGGUGCAGUGAAAUGAUUUUGUUUUAUAGGGUCAGCCAUAGUAGUAUGGCGCCCCCUGGAUCAAAUUAGGGUUAAGUGCCUUGCUUAAGGGCACAUCAACAGAUUUUUCACCUUGUCGUCUCUGGUAUUCGAGCCAAUCUUUCGAUUACUGCCCAUCGCUCAAAUCGCAAGGCUACCCGCCGCUCUUACCAGUUGUGAAGUCGUUAAUACGAGUUGGAUACAUUCACGUGCUUUGAACUCAUUGAAAAACACUCAUUGGCUAAUGAACAACAAUCUGCAUCAACCAUAAACAAAAAGUACAGCUAGACAAUUGUCAAAAGACAAUUGAAUAUUUACCUUAUUGAGGUGAUGUAGAUGGAAUAAAGUCAUUCUAUUCUUUUCUACUCUAUUCUUGCUAACGCACUGUUCUUUCUAAAGUAGUCUGCUCGUUAGAAAGAAUAGAGUAUAAAAUAAUAGAAUGACUUUAUUCCAUCUACAUCAGUUAAGUAUUAAGUAAAUAUUUCAAAAGAUACUGAUCAUAGAUUAGAAGUGUUUUGUAAUAAGCAGUACUGUAUUUCAAAGAACAGCGUGCAUACAUUUUUAAUUUAACCACACCGUUUUGAGUUUCAAUCAAUAAGAUCUGUUCUCUACAGUGUAAUUGUAAGUAGAGGUGCAACCAUGAACAGUAAUAAUAUGGAGUGGCUUGUAUGCAUGGAUGCCAAGGGAAGCUAGGCUUCCUCCAAAAAAUUACCAAGAAACUAAGAAAAAUACAAACAAAACAAUAUUUUGUCUCUCUGUGUUCCAUACAUUUCCUUCAAUUCGCAAGAGGCUGAAUGUAUCUCACCAGGAUAAAGCAUCCAAGGGAACAAAAUCGUGCCCCUCUGUCUCUGUAUGUGUAGCCCAUCUAUGCUGUCUAGUCAAAAAGCGCCUGACAUUGUUGCCACCAUAGCAUUGAAGCAAGGGAAGGGCACCAACAAACAAAAAAAGUCUCAAGGGAAGUCAGUGUCGAUUUGGCUUCAGAUCAAUCACAUCACAUUACAAGCCAAACAUCAUUGACAGAACUUGAAUUGUUGCAUCCUUUCGGUAACUGGCCCAACACUAACCACUAGGCUACCUGCUGCCCCGAAAUGUGGAGGCUUUGUGGUUUACGAGGAGUAGUUGAAGCAUGCCGUGUACUGGAUGGGGGAAAGAAGAAAGCCUGUCGGUAUUAUUGAUGUUUGACAAAGAGUAUCUCCCUUCACAUGUGAAGAUGGGAUAUGUUAUGUCUGCGGUGAGAGCUUCUGUAUCCAAGCCGCUGUUUUGCCAGAAUUGCAAAAGGUAUGGACAUAUAUCAAGUGUGUGCCGAAGGAAUGUUGAAGAAUCUGAGGGUGGACGAUGUUGUAAUUGUGAUGGCAACCACGUUCCCAAUUCCCCGGAGUGCCCGGUCAGGGUAAACGAGUAUGAAGUGGCAAGGGUCAGGGCUAUACAGCAGGUCAUCUACACAGUGACACGUGAAGUAGUUGAAUGAGAGCGGAGCUGAAGGCACGGCGGUGGAUGCUCCGGAGACCGAGUGUUGUUCAACAGUUGAGGGGAACUGAUAUGCUGAUUGUGAAGGUGGAUUUUAGGGUGUUUAUCUCAUAUAUGAUUAAUUGUACUGCAUAAACAAACAGAGUCAAAGAAACGAGCUGAAAUGUUUUGGAGUUUCCAGGACUUCACUGCCGAUACAUUGCAAAAAAUACUGUCCUAAAAUGCUCUUCCUUCUCAGGCCCCAGAUCCCGAAUGAAGGAGUAAAUUGAGUUUUGUUCUUGUUUAUUUGAUUUAGUUAAUUACUUGGGCUGAUAUACAUCCAAAACAGUAGGUGGCAGCAUGGACCUAUAGCAUUUAUUUUCGGACCACCAUAAUAUCAAAGAAGACAGUAGGUGGCUGCAAUACACCAAUAGGUGUAGUCGGCCAUAAAACUUUAAAGAAGAAGAACGGAAGUGAACAGUGACCAGAAACAAGCGUUUAUAUUGAUGUUAUUUAGACGUUUAUUAACACCCUGGAACUAAAACGGUGACACUUUUAACUGCACAGAAUCGCAUAAUUACCCCAGGCAGUUUUUAAUUCGCGUUGAUCACGGGGCUUUGUAUAGAUGCUAGCUGGCUGCUGGUUAGCUAAAAAUGGCUAACGUUAACUGUAUGGUUUUUCACACACAAAUAGCCUCCAUCAUGGAGGUGCUAGCGAAUGCAGCCGUGGCAGAGAUCUGUAAAGUCGUAGACGACGACUAUGCAGUGUUUCGUUUGGAAAUAACUCAAAGCAAGAAAGAAAGCAGGGGAUUGCGGAGGAAACUACAGCUACUGGAACUGAAGGUGGCACGGGAGCGCGCAGAGAGAAUAAUGCGAGAGCGCGUCCUCGCCAGUCGUCCCAGUAGUGUCAAGAUCCUCGACCGAUACAAAGGAAUGACAAGAGGUGAAGGACAUCUACCUGGAGGCCACAAGAGCUUUGUGAAGCCAGUGGGUCACAAUACAUGGAGAGAUGACCAACCAAUCACUGUUGAUGAGGGGAGUGGAACCUCAACCCAUCACGUUAUCGUAGAGUCUGCAGAUACAGAGGCUGUAGCUCCUGGGGUCAAACUGGAGAGGUCUAAAGGAGAGCAGUACCCACGGCAUAGUGAUGACAUUGAGACUGGACUGGCUGGAGUGCCCCCUGUAGCCACGAAGGACCCCACAACCGCCUCAGUGCGGCCCAGAACUCAACACAGCAUCACGGAGGUCAGUGGACUCCUGAACACCGUCCUCAAGACAGAGACAGAUACCAACACUUUAACUGUAACACGCAGGCUGUUACACACAGGAUCUGACCACAGAUCAGACCCAGAGAGGCUGGGGCCACUGGGCUGUCCUCCUGCUUCUAGCUCAGAGUGUUUACCGGUAUUUCGCCAGAGGACAGUUCAUUCCUGUAGGGAUGGUGACGCGUUAGACACCGGAGGUGAUGAUCUGUCUUGUUCUUAUGCUACAGAGAUGGACCCUGGCAACAUAUCCUUGGGUUUAGAAACACAGACUGAUCAGUCUAGAGAGGAUUGGAACCAGUGCAGUAGUAGUUUAUACUCUGAAGGGUGCCUAGAUAAGAAAGGGGAGUGUAUAGUGGUAGAUGAGGUGACUGUGAAAGUGGAGGGCGACGCUCCUCCCACAUGGAAUGCAGAUAGUCACCUAGGAGACGGACACUCACAGGGCAGAGAUUUCUUAGAUUAUAGGAAAAGCUUAGAGACAAAUCCAAAUGUUGUUACUCACUCCCCUUUACACGCACUCGGGGAUAGCGACCCAGUGUCCACGUCGAUGGGGCCUUCCAAUUCACACAGCCGCGUCCUUUUCGAUCAGGUAUUGAACUCAAACGACAGGGUUAGAGCCCAGGCUCAGGGAGGGGGAGCCACAUCAGGCAAUAGCAAAGAGAAACAGUUCCUCUGCAUGUUCUGUAACAAAGGCUUCAGCUGCCUCCAGAAGGUGGAGAUCCACCAGAGGAUCCACACAGGGGAGAAACCAUUUAGUUGUACCCAGUGUCAUAUGCGCUUCACCCAGGCUGGCCACCUGAAGAGACACCAGAUGGUCCACACAGGAGAAAAACCCUACAGCUGUACCCAGUGUCACAUGCGUUUCGCCCAGGCUGGUGACCUGAAAAGGCACCAGAGGGGCCACACAGGGGAGAAACCCUACAGCUGCCCCCUGUGUGAGAAGAGCUUCUCAGAGAGGACCUACCUCAGGAUACACCAGCAGAAAAAACAUUCCACUCAAUAGAAACAUAGAAAAUUACCAUUCUACCUGAUAGCUUCUGACUUGAGAUCAAACCCUUCACUAAAGACAAUGAUGCAUUUUUAUUUUUGUCAGUAGAAAAGACCAACAGAUGCAUUUGGAAUAACGAGAUUCACAGAUUUCAGUGUUGAAUAUUCCUGGAUAGAAUAAUGCAUGCAGACAUUGUGUGAUAUUUAAAGACAUAUAUAAGCCUAAACAGUCUGUUACAUGUUGUGUUUGUACUAUGUAGGCCAGGGCUGGGCAAUUGGCAGAAAUUUCUCCACCUAAUGUCAAAUUGUGUAGAGUUGCAGUAGACUUGCUUUAAAACUGCAACAUUAUUUCUACGCCCAAUGGUAAAAUGUGUAGAUUUGUAGGAAUUUGAAUCAAAAGUUUCUCUCUGCUGUCAAGAGGGGGGGGCCUCUAAAAAAUUUUGCUCGUGGGGGCGGGGGGGUCCGAUUUUUUUCUGGACCCCACUCCCGUCAACGUUGCCCAUCUAUGGUGUCUCCACCUAUGAGUAGCUUGCCAAACAUUUCUGAAAGUACAUGCACUUUUCAUGUGUUCCAACAAAUCUCACAAGUAUCAGACACAGCAAGCUCCCAGCUACUAUCUAGUCAACGUUGCAUUGACAUUAUCCCACCCCUGGUUAGUCACUAUUGGCUUAAAAAAGCCAAACUUAACACAAUAUCUACCAAUUCAUUUUCAGCAAUAUUGCCCAUCUGUCUGUAUGGUGCAGGCAUUUGUCUCCCUCUGUGUAGCCAGUUGAUGUGAUAACUGUCUUUUGAGUUUCCCCAAAACCUUCUCAAUUAAAUGUUGUGUUUGUA